Messenger RNA from Truncatella angustata, 1908 nucleotides. RefSeq lists its product as uncharacterized. The record is from RefSeq and is a predicted model, not a curated record. Gene Ontology annotation, biological process: formation of translation preinitiation complex; translational initiation. NCBI's taxonomy places the organism in Eukaryota, Fungi, Ascomycota, Sordariomycetes, Amphisphaeriales, Sporocadaceae. Gene Ontology annotation, molecular function: translation initiation factor activity. Bases 1 to 1908 code for a protein of 635 amino acids. The transcript has a single exon.
AUGUUUAAGAAGAAACCCGAAGUCAAAAACUUGUCACCCCUGCGAUCUUCUGACCGGCGUAAGCUUGCAGAUCAAAUCAUCCAGGACUACAACAUCCAGGUCCCGUCCCAACAGCCUGCCAGUGAAGAUGCAGCAACCCCACAGACAACGCUGUCGUCACUGCGGAAUUCUUUGCUACCCGAAUCGACGUCUAGUGCCAGAUUUACCACAAUAUCUGGGCCUAAUCAUUCGUUAGUGAGCGGUACUGUCUAUGUUGGAACUCAUCCAGAUCAAGACGAGAGAAUCCUUUGGUUUCAGUAUGGAAAGAACGCCAAACUGAUCCCCACGGUGUAUACGUUAUGGCAGAACCCUAACAUUGUUCCUCUCUUGCAUACGCCGGACUUUGUCGUGGAAGAGAAACUCACCCACGGCAGUGAUUUGAUGAUCCCAGGAUUGUUCAAACCAAGGGGUUCACAGUGGGAUUCAAGAGCGACAACGGGUGCCUUAGUGGCAGUCGCGGGUCUCAAAAAGGAUACCGUACCCCUGUGGGUUGGAAUGUGUGAAGUCGACGUCACUAAACUAGGUGACGAUCUUCGAGGCCAGAAGGGCGUGGCAGUAAAAGGUCUACACUGGGCAGGCGACGAAGCCUGGAGCUGGAAGAUCGUUGGAAGCAAUGGGCUGACUGCCCCCGAAACUGUGGCCGGCUGGAAAGGCCUGACCCAGGACGUUACUGCUGCGGUCAAUGAGGUCAGCCUGAAUGACGAUGACGAUGAUGAUGCACAAGAUGGUGAUGGCGGCACAACACAUGCAACCGGCGACCACCGGGUUGUGAUUGCCGAUAUUGCUGAUGAAGCGGAAGAACACGAACCAACAACAAAGGAGGUCGACGAUGCAUUUCUUCACGCGUUCUUGUACGCCGCACAUAAGGCAAAGUCAAGCGGCACUGAGCCCCACUAUGGACUAGACUUUCCCAUUCCGCCCUCGGUGCUUAUUUCGAAUAUGAUCCAGCCAAACCUCCGGGUUCAGAAUCAGCAUUACAACAUUAAAAAGACCUCUUGGAAGAAUGUCAAGAAAUUCAUUAAGCAUCUUGACAAGAACAAGUUAUUGAAGUCAAAAGACAGGAGCGGAGGAGAAACUGUCAUCCUCGAUAUUGACUUCAAUGAUACUCAAGUGACCGGUUUUCGGCCCUAUCCGUUGCCAAAACCAAAAGCGAUCACCGGGUCAGCCGCAUCAGGAUCAAUUCAAUCAAACGAGGCUUUAUCAUCCAGCGACCCUUCGGUUGGCCAGAAAAUUACGAUCCAAACAGUAUACCGGGCGUCGUCGAAGCUUGUACCAACACUCCUGCCAUCUAAAACGGAGUACUACACUGCGUAUCAGAUUACCUCUGCGUUGAAGGCCUAUAUUGACAAGCAUCCCGACCUGGGAGGACAAGGAGCAGCCAGCAUUAAACUGGACCCAUUUAUCGCGAACACUAUCCUGGGAGCGAAGCCUUCCCCUGAGGACAACAGAGCAAUUGCAGCUGGUCGUAUUGCAAGAGGCACACUACAAAAGCGUAUUCUGGAGGAUACUCAUCUAUGUCAACCAUAUCACAUAUUAGGUCGCAGCUCCUCGACAACUGAACCGAAGCCAAAAGCCGGACCUCCUCCAAAAGUGUACGUCGCCCUGGAGAAGAGGACUGGUACGAAAGUUGUCACUAAAGUCUGGAAUUUGGAGCCUUUCUCUAUUGAUCCUCAGUUACUUGCACCCGAAUUGCAGAAGAAGUGCGCAGGCUCGGCAAGCGCAGGACAGCUUACCGGUGGCAAGCCUGGUUUAUUGGAAGUUGUGGUCCAGGGCGACCAACGCAAAGUGCUUCUAGAAGUUCUAGCGACGAGGGGCAUUGACGCGAAAUGGGUGGACGUUGUCGACAAGACCAAGUCGAAGAAGAAGUAG